Messenger RNA from Fulmarus glacialis (Northern fulmar), 1694 nucleotides. Its product is annotated as butyrophilin subfamily 1 member A1-like. The record is from RefSeq and is a predicted model, not a curated record. NCBI's taxonomy places the organism in Eukaryota, Metazoa, Chordata, Aves, Procellariiformes, Procellariidae. Gene Ontology annotation, molecular function: protein binding. The annotation marks the transcript as partial. The transcript has 10 exons.
UCUGUGGAGACAUCACCCUGAACCAGGUAUUCACUGCAGCCCAUGGAGAACCCAACCCUGGAGCAGGUGGAUAUUCCCUGAAGGAGCUGCCGGUCCAUGGAGAGCCCACGCUGGAGCAGGUUGAUCUUGAAGGUCUGCAGCUUGUGGACACCCCACCCUGGAGUGAAGUGCCUAUCACCAUCAGCAUCGAACCAUCGGCUGUCCUUGUUGGAGAGCAAGUGACUCUGUCCUGCCAGCUGACAGACAGUGUCCCUUCUAACACGAGCGUGCUUUGGUACAAAAUGGAAAAGGGGAGGGAUGCUCCACUGUGCUCUUCCUCCAGCGUCGGUGGGGUGGUGGAGCAGUGCCAGGAUGAAGAACAGUGGAGGAUUGUAGGACACUGGCAGAGAAGAGCAUUUCUUCUGGUUAUCCGGCAAGUGCAAGUAGCCGAUGAGGGGACAUACAUUUGUGCUGUGAACAGCAGUGUUGUCACACAGGAGGCUACGACUCACCUUGAUGUUACAGCAAUUGGGGAUAAGCCAACUUUGGACAGGGAUCUGCAAGAGGAGAGUAUGUGUCGCUACACAUGUAAGUCAAAACAAUGGUACCCAAAGCCUGAAGUCAUUUGGAUGAACUAUGGAGAAGACACAGUAAAUGUUGAGGCCAAGACCAAUGUAAGCUGGAGCGAGAGAGACCAUUUCACAGUGCAAAGCAUCAUCACAGUGCCUUGUGAUAAUGUAGAUGUGGUGUGUGUAAUCAAACUCGUCAAAUCCAAGAUAAGCCGAUCAGGUUCCAUGAAUGAAAUUAUUAUGCCACAGUCAAGUACUUGUACAUACAAGGGCAAAAUAAGAGGUUCCUAUGGAAAGCUCAAAGUGAUGUGGGUUAAUCACCAAGGAGAAGAUCUAUCUUCACUGGCCCAGACAAGCAUUCUACAGGAGAUGGACAAUAUUUUUGCAAUAGAAAGCUCCAUUGAGAUACCCUGUGGACAACCACCACCUUCUUUUGUGACCACUGAUAGGGAACACAGUCCGCAGAUUUCUCAACAGUCAGAAAAGAGUAACUUGUCCUGGAUCAUCUAUUUCCUUCUACUCAUCAUUUUGCCAGCAUACCUUCAGAGGCAGAUUGAGAACCAGCAGAAGGAGAUUGAGAACCAGAAGAAGGAGAUUGUGGACCAGAGGAAAGAAAUCGAUGACAUCAAGGUUGAUGGGGACACAGCCCAUCCAAACUUGUCUAUUGCUGUGGACAAGAAGAGUUUUACGUAUAAAUCACAGGCCCAGAAAGUGACUCAAAAUGAAGGGAGUUUUGAUUCAUCUGUCUGUGUGCUGGGCUCAGAAGGUUUCUCCUCUGGGAAGCAUUACUGGGAGGUGGACGUUGAAAAAAGUGAUGACUGGGACCUGGGAGUAGCCAGAAAAUCCGCUCCAAGGAAAGGAAUAAUAUCUCUGUCACCUAAAGAAGGAUUCUGGGCUCUGGGCUUAAGUUUUAACGAUUACUGGGCAAGAACUGAUCCAUGGACACGGUUAGCGGUGCAGAAAAAUCCCAUGAAAGUCGGAGUGUACCUUAAUUGUGAAGAGAAAAUUUUGACUUUUUUCAAUGUUACUGACAUGUCUGUGAUGUUCACAUUUAAAGACUGUGCAUUCUCAGAAGAAGUUUAUCCAUUCUUUAAAAAUUCACACAAAGAAUCAACCAUGAGAAUUUGCUUAUUUAAAGAGGAAUAA